AAACGAAGAAGAAGAAGAAGGAAAGGGGAGAAGAAGAAGACGACGCUGACGAAGAGAACACAUCCGUUUACAGUGGAGAUACAUAAUGUGACUCCAAGGAGGUUAUAAGGAUGUUUGAGACCCGCUGACGGACCUCACUGCUGCUCACAGCUACAUAGUUGUCAGUUGAAGCCAAAGGAGGAGGGGAUGCCACCUUUAGCUGGAGCCGAGUUGAUCCAGACACCAGUGCAGCUCUAUCGACAUCUCCUCAGAUGCUGCAGGCAGUUACCAUCCACAGCGAUGCAGCAACACUAUCGACACGCCAUACGACAGGGUUACAACAGUCACUCGGAUGAAGACGACCCGGAGAGGAUACGGAUGAUCGUCCAAAGAGCAAUAACAGAUGCUGACUGGAUUCUAGACAAAUAUACCAAGAAGAAGUGAGGUGCUCACAGCCGUGGACUCUCUCUCUCUCUGCUGUCGCUGUCUGUUCUCGACACAAUGUGGGUGAAACACAACGGAGAAGUAACAAGUAUAAAGCCACGGCUCAAUUCAGUCAAAUAUUAAGGUGUAAAUACUGUUCAGACUGAAAUGUGAUUAUCUACUGUAUCUAGUGUUUUUAAAUAAAGUAAUUAUCAAUA
Molecule: messenger RNA, 620 nt
Organism: Seriola aureovittata
Lineage: Eukaryota; Metazoa; Chordata; Actinopteri; Carangiformes; Carangidae
Gene: lyrm9
Product: LYR motif containing 9
Exons: 4
Coding region: 187-423 (78 amino acids)
Source: RefSeq, a predicted model, not a curated record